Messenger RNA from Rhineura floridana, 3550 nucleotides. RefSeq names its product caspase 3 (gene CASP3). The record is from RefSeq and is a predicted model, not a curated record. The coding region runs from base 33 to 1007 and encodes 324 amino acids. NCBI's taxonomy places the organism in Eukaryota, Metazoa, Chordata, Lepidosauria, Squamata, Rhineuridae. Gene Ontology annotation, biological process: keratinocyte differentiation; proteolysis; apoptotic process. Gene Ontology annotation, cellular component: cytoplasm. The transcript has 7 exons.
UCCUCUUGCAGGGGCGGAGCUGGGGGGGGGAAAUGGAGCGAAGGGGCAAAUCGCCGACGAAAAAGGGAGCGGGUCCAGCAGAUCCGUUGGAUCAAGGCAGGGAAACGUGCCACAGCAGGAGCGGAAGAGGAGAAGGAGGCGACGUCAGAGAAACAACUAUGGCAGACAUAAACCAUGCAAUGAAAUCACCACAAACUGUGACAGACGCAAAAAAACUCUCUGGUUCUGAAGGGAAGAGCAUACCUUUUAGCAAAUCUGUGGACUCUGUGAUACAGGCAGAUGAGAGUUACAGAAUGGAUCGUCCAGAAAUGGGGAUGUGUGUUUUAGUCAACAAUAAAAACUUUCAUCCAGCUACUGGGAUGACAUAUCGAUCUGGUACAGAUGCGGAUGCUGCACGCAUUAUAGACACUUUCAGGACCUUGGGAUAUACUCUCAAGCCUUAUAAUGAUCUUGCAUGUAAACAAAUUAUUGACGUUUUGCAAAAUGUUGCCAAGGAUGAUCACAACAAGCGAAACAGUUUUGCUUGUGUCUUGUUAAGCCAUGGAGAGGAUGGACUCAUCUAUGGUACAGAUGGUCCUCUGGAGCUGAAAAUGUUAACGAGUCUCUUCAGAGGAGACAGAUGCAAGACCCUGGCAGGAAAGCCAAAGCUCUUCUUUAUUCAGGCUUGUAGAGGAACGGAUCUUGAUUCUGGUGUUGAAACAGAUAGCAGCCCAGAAGAGAACAUGUGUCAGAAAAUACCUGUAGAAGCAGACUUCCUAUAUGCCUACUCAACUGCCCCUGGCUAUUACUCUUGGAGGAACUCGUCAGAUGGCUCCUGGUUUAUACAGUCACUGUGCUUGAUGCUGAAACAAUUUGCUAAAAAACUUGAACUUAUGCAAAUUCUGACACGUGUAAAUCGCAAGGUUGCAGAAUUCAGUUCUUAUUCAAACCGGUCAGACUUCCAUGGAAAGAAGCAAAUCCCCUGUAUUGUGUCUAUGCUCACAAAAGAUUUUUAUUUUCCUCACUAGAUUCCUACAUUGACAAGGGAGCUAGCAUUUGAUGCUGUGUUUAACUCUGACCUAGUGCUCAGUCUCUUUUACCUAGGUUGCAUAUGUUAUGAUCUAUGGAGAGAAUCAUUACCAUCACUAAAACAGUGGGAUAACUUGCUAGUUCAGAAAUUCUGAUUUAGAAAAUGAAAAUGUAUGUAGAUUUGCAGUAAUAUUCUGACCCCUUCUGUAGUUAGAUCAAAGGGAGAGAUCUAUUACUGUGAAAAUAAAGUAACAAUCACAGCAGACUGUUAAGAGCAAUAAAAUGUUAUAUUUUUAAGACUACAUUUUGUUAACUUUGGUAACACUUUUACAGCCCAAUCCUAGGAAUAUUUACUUGAAAGUAAACUCUGUUGAUCAAAAUGGGAGUUUUCCCCCAAAUCAAUGUAAUGAGGAUUGGAGUGUUACUGUCAUUACACAAGAAUGCAAUUUUUCAUUAUGGCAUAAGGACUAUGGCUUUCUUAUUCAAUCAUGUAGCACAAUCAAACUUCUGAGGUAGUUAUUUCUUUACCAGUUUGCUAUUGAAUAGACAAGGCUAAAUCAAAUGCCUUUCAAGCCUUAUCGGAGCAUUUUGACCACUUUCAAAUACCUUUGAUUUUUAAAAAGGGGUUUUUUUUAAAUGACAUCCUAACAUUUAAUAGAUGAAAAAAGGUGCUUGGAACUCCGUUCGUAACUGAAACCAAGACUUACAUAAUUUUACAUUUUUAAAUUCACAUUUCAAUUUAGACUUAGGUGUCUUGUGCAUGUAGUAGUUUUUGAACACAAUAUAUAUUCAGCCUACUCCUAAACACACUGUGUGGUUCUUAGCUAGUAUCAAAGAGACUAAACAAAACUAAGAAGCAUAUGAAAAAUGUAAGUCCAAUUUCCUAGUUUUGACUUUGAAUUCUUAAAAAUAUGUAUCAUGUUUAAACUGCCUGAGUAGAAGUAUGUAUGUAAAAGUAGUUCACCUACAGCUUGGAGUAAAAUAUUUCUUGAGUACUUUCUAGCAUGAAGGUUUUUAAGUAUUUUCUUCUUGUAGCUUAGCAUUUUCUGCCAGUGUUGGCUCACUCUUCGCUUUCCUGACACUGUCCCUGCAAGACUGGGUUCUAUGUCCUUGCUGACCUGUCCUUCCUUCCGUUUUUAUACAUUAUUUUCAGCUUAAGCUUUUUGUGCAGCCACAUUGAGGUUUUUUUUAAUGUCUCCUAUUUUUCUUUCUCAUUAGGUUUAUGAUUGUGUCCUUAGUAGCUCCUCCUUCAGGAAUGUGUGUCCAUCUGGGGCUCUUUUCCCCUAUAACAAGCUAUAGAAUCCUAUUUAGUAUUUCUGAGAUUAUUAAAAUCAGCUUGCCUGAAAUUCAAAGUUCAUGUUUAAUAUGCUCACUUUCACCUUUCCAUAAGUUUAACAAUGUCAACAAUCCUUGGUUACUUUUCCUUAAGUUUCUGCUACUUUAACAAUCUCUAUUCCACUGGUUAAGAUCUUGUCAAAGACAGCCAAUCCCCAGCUAAGGCAUAUCAGAAUUUGUUUUGGAUAUUCCAUGCUUAGCAGAGUUCAUUUCCUAACAGCUUUCAGGGUAUUUGAAUUAUACCAUUACUACUAAUUCUUGCUUCCUUGGAAGUAUCUGUGAUUGUUUCAGGAAACUCAAUUCCUAUCUUCUCCUUGGUAUUGCAAUCUGUAAUAUACUCCAACCAUAAUGUUUAAUUUCUCUUACUCAGUUUUAGCCACUAUUCCCUGCAGGGCUACCAUGUUCACUCUCCUCAAUUUUUGUGCAGGUGUACACAUUUGAUAUAUAAUGCUAUUUCCCCUCUAAAUCUCAACAUGAACUUCCUUAAAUUUCAAACAGACUUACAAAUAAGUACAUGUAACACACUUGUUGACAUGUCAUGCCAAACCAAGGUUUUGCACAACAUGCACUAGCAGGUAUGAGGCAUAGUGAGCCGUGGUCUUGCGUGCAAACCCUUUCCCUCUCCUCACACAUGGUGAAGAGGAGACAUUCAGAAGUUUUGCUUUCAUUUUUGGUUAAUGGGCUUGUCACUGAAGUGGCAAACUGUGGUUAAUGUAACCUAUGCUUAAUUUCAAACGAGCAAAUAUAUAUAUUGCAGUUGGCAAGUCUUACAUGUAUGCAGAACCUAUAUAUAUAGGGGCAGGUAGGAAAGACAAUCCAGCACAAGCCCUUAAUCAACCAUGGAGGCUCCUGGAUUUGACCCACCCUACCCCACGCCAAAUAUCUGGUUGGCACUUAGAAAAGCAAGCACAACAGUGGAUUUCAAGUGGAAUAUGUAAUCAUUUGGAUACAUGUGAACCUAUGGUCAGCUAAAUAAAUAAGUUAAUUUAUAUAGAAAACUCAGAAGAGAUGGCCACGUUACUUGCUUGGAGACUUGAAUAUUUUUAAAAUAAUUUUUCAACUUACACAAACAGCAAUAUCUGAAACUUCACCUAUCAUUUCAAACAACAGUUUUGACAAAGUUUUAACUUAUUAAGUAAGAUUAAUUUAUGUUUGUGACUAUUUUAACUUUUGUAUGAAAACCUAAUAAAUUGUGUGCAUUGUUUAA